CACCUAGCAAAUGGUGUUCACGUCAUUCUUGUUUCUUUAUUAUUAUUCUGGAGAUUUGGACUUUCCUAAUUCACAUUAAUCCCAUUUUUGGUAAAAGGAUUUUGGAAAAAGCAUUGCGAUUAAUAAAAUACAGUUCGCAGUUCACAUUUUUUUUCUGUUUUCCCUUUUGAAAGGUCUCUCUUUUAUUUAUCACUCACUGAUUUUCAUAUAAAAGUUCUUUAAAAAAGAAACCUGUGAUUAGUAAACCGUUUAUUUCCAUAAAUUUUAUAAUAUAACUAUUUGACAAAAUGGCAGUGUUCGCCAUUUUUGGUGGUCAUGGAAAAGUAUCUUUGCUUUUGACAAAAAUCGCAUCAGAAGCAGGACACGUGGUAUACAAUGUUGUUCGUGACUAUGUGCAAAAUUCAGAUAUUGAAAAAGUGAACGGUCGAACAAAAGUGUGUUCACUGGAAAGAGCAUCUCCAAUGCAAAUUGCUGAACUGUUGAAAGGAAUUAAACCGGAUAUAAUAGUGUUCGCAGCUGGUUCCGGGGGAAAAGGUGGGAUUGAAAGGACAAAAGCUGUUGAUUAUGAAGGAUCUGUGAAAGUUUUUGACGCUAUGAGAAUCGCGAGAAUUCGACGUCUAAUCAUGGUAUCGGCCAUUGACAAUCGGGAUAUGAAUCAACCAGCUCCACCUCAUUAUAAGAAAGAGGAUAUUGAACUAAGCUUAAAAAUACACGAAGCUCUUGGUACCUAUUAUCAUUAUAAAUAUAUUGCAGAUCAGGAACUGGUGCGUCGAUCCACUGAUAUUGACUGGACCAUUGUACGUCCAUCAGGGCUUACAGAUGAAGAUAGCAAUGGUAAUAUUUCCAUUGGUAAAGUCUCGAUUAAUAGUAUGAUUUCCAGAGAAACGGUUGCUCGAGCUAUACUACUAUUUGCAAUGGACCCACAGUCCAAGCAUCUUAUUGCUGACAUUACGGAUGGUGAUGUUCCCAUUCAUAAAGCUAUAUCUGGGUUUAUAAUUAAAGGAGAAUCUUCUUAUACCUAUUCUGUAUAAUGGCACCUACUUCUCGAUAGGUAAGAGGAACGGCACUGUUCGUUAGUACUGAUAUUUUUUUUUUUAUGUAUAUAUGGUUAUGAUUUUACGAUUAGGAUUUUUGAACUGUCCAGAUUUUUGAACUUGAGGUUAUUUACAUAAAGUAUAAAUAAAUUAAAGAAGAUAAAGAAGUUGCUUU
This is a messenger RNA of Schizosaccharomyces octosporus yFS286, 1209 nucleotides long. RefSeq lists its product as uncharacterized. The record is from RefSeq and is a predicted model, not a curated record. Bases 288 to 1031 code for a protein of 247 amino acids. The transcript has 3 exons. Lineage: Eukaryota; Fungi; Ascomycota; Schizosaccharomycetes; Schizosaccharomycetales; Schizosaccharomycetaceae.